Cyclocybe aegerita is the source of this 3747-nucleotide messenger RNA. NCBI's taxonomy places the organism in Eukaryota, Fungi, Basidiomycota, Agaricomycetes, Agaricales, Hemipholiotaceae. The record is from the annotation of a GenBank genome assembly.
AUGAUUUCCUCAGAGUUAGAUAUUAUUUCGCCUCGAGGACUCAUUGCAGGGAAUGUGGCAGAAGCGGAGAAGCCUCCCACUCAAGCUCACAACUGGAACACGACCAGAACGCGACCGUCAACAGCAGUCAACCAAGUCACCGAUUCAGACGAUUUCUCCCUUACUUCGUCGUGGACUGUGCCAUUGAAGUCUCGAGAUGCUCCUACCACAAUGCCUAUCAAGCCCGAGGCGUCGCAGAGCAAUUCUUCUGACUAUUACGAAGACGAUGACUCCGAAUUUCUCGAGGCGUUGAACAACGCGGUCUUACCUGGCGACUUACCUCGAGAGCCAGUCGGUCAUGAGGCGGAGCAGAAGUUCUCUCAGGACUCAACAUCCUCAGAGGAACUCGAACCACCCCCACCAACGCAACCUUGCUUGAAGAGAUCAAGGAGUUACUUGAGGCGAGAAGAACCAGAAGAAGAGGACAAGAACGACGAAGUGGAUAUUGAUGAUGAUACCUAUGGAGCCUCUCGCUUUGGAGGUUUUGGAGAAUACAUGCGGAGGAAACGGGCAAAGCUGCAAAUCCAAAACGCGGAGAUCAGUCAAGAGGCAGGCUCAGAUAAACGCGAUGGAACAAGUCGGAUAUUCCAAGGUCUCUCCAUCUAUAUUAACGGAUACACACGUCCAUCUGUGCAAGAAUUACGGCAACUCAUAGUCAAUCAUGGUGGUGUAUUUCAGGCAUAUCUUGACCAGAAAUCGUUGGUAACCCAUAUCAUUACUUGCUCUCUGACGCCUGCCAAGAUACGCGAGUUUAAGCACAUGAAGGUUGUUCGACCAGAGUGGCUCGUCGAAAGUGCUGAGCAAGGGGUUCUUCUUCCAUGGAAGAACUACAUAUACAUACACAACGAGAGAAUUGAAGUUUCUCAAGGUGCGAAGGGCAAGCAAAAGGGUCUUCUGGAUGAGAGCAGCAGCACGAGCAACACCGAGACCUCGGUAUCGACAUUCGGCCAGGCUGCCACGACAUCGAAACCGCCUGUCUUUGCCUUUCCACCACCCAAGAAACCCCUCCCUGCUCCUGAUCCUUUGUAUACCACUGACCCCGUCACCAGAGCCGAUGCAGCACGCGUUCCAGGUUAUGCGGCCGACAAGUCCAACCCGAACGCCCAACGAGCCAUGGCCAACCCUGAAUGGCGCAAAGCCCACACCUCCGUGUCAUCCGGUUUCAUCGAAGGAUACUACAAGAAUUCGCGUCUGCACCACCUGUCCACGUGGAAGUCGGAGCUGAAGGAUCUCGUCCAACUUGCUCAAGAACGAGCCGAGUCUGCCUCGAUAUCCGGACAUACAGGCAAGGUUGCGUCGGAGGCACAGCCUGAAGGCAGCGGCACUGGUGGAGGAGUAAGCAUGCGAGGCAACGCACUUGUUAUACGCUCGCCGACGUCGAAAUGGAAGGGCAAGGGCAAGGCUACAGGUGAUGAGGAAAGAGUGAUCAUGCACUGCGACUUUGAUUGCUUCUUCGUUUCUGCUGGGCUGGUCAGUAGACCAGAGCUGAAGGGAAAACCUGUUAUUGUUUGUCAUUCGCAAGGUUCAACGGGCGGGGCAUCGAGCACGAGCGAGAUUGCCAGUUCUAGCUAUGAGGCGCGGAAGUUCGGGAUCAAGAAUGGCAUGAGUUUACAGCAAGCCAGACAACUGUGCCCCCAAGUCAUCACGAUACCCUAUGAGUUCGAGCGCUACAAAGAGUUUUCUCUGCUUUUUUACACCGUCCUCAUGAAGCACGCCGACGACCUUCAAUCCGUCUCAGUCGAUGAGGCCCUCAUAGACGUUACCAACACCGUCAGCGAGCUCCGUUCUCAGGCUCAAAGUCGAGGCUCUAUUCAAGACCCAGCGAAGGACUUCGCAGAGAUGAUUCGUGCUGAAGUGAGGAAAGCCACUACCUGCGAAAUCAGCAUAGGGAUCUCUCACAACAUCCUCCUCGCCCGUCUAGCCACCCGACGCGCCAAACCAGGUGGCUCAUACCACCUCACACCACCCGAAAUUCCUGCCUUUCUUGCGCCUCUAGAUAUCUCCGACUUGCACGGCUUCGGGUGGUCGACGAAGCAGAAGGCGCAGGAGAAGCUCGGGACCACAAACCUCAGCGAGCUGACGAAGAAGAGCAAGGGUGUGUUGAUAGAGGCUUUGGGUAAGGCGACGGGCGAGACGCUGUACAACGCCCUAAGGGGUGUGGAUGAUAAGAAGCUCGAGUCGGAUAAGCCGAGGAAGAGUGUGUCCUGUGAGAUCAACUAUGGUAUUCGGUUUGAGAACAAUGAGCAGGCGGAGGCGUUCAUUCGUCAGAUGGCUGCGGAGGUCAAAAAGAGGCUGGAUGCGAUUGAUAUGGUUGGCCGGUCCAUCACUCUCAAGAUUAUGAAACGAGACCCUACAGCUCCAGUCGAACCACCUAAAUUCCUCGGUCAUGGCGCCUGCGACCUAUUCAACAAGCAAUCGCCCCUCAUCGGUCCAGGAGGCCGAGCCACCAGCGACGACCAGGUCAUAGGAGACCAAGCCUGGCGACUGCUGAAAUCCUUCAACUUUGACCCAAAGGAUCUCCGUGGGAUCGGUAUCCAGGUUCAAAAGCUCGAGUCGAGCUCGGCUGCCACUACCGCACCAGCUGGCCAAGCUGUGCUAGCGUUCAAGACGAAGACCUCUGUUGGUUCGUCGAAAGAUGUCAUGCCUCCGCCUGAGACUCGUGUCCAGCCUCCUUCGAACAACGCUGCUGCUACAAGUGGCGAUCCAGUAAAGCCAUCGAAUCCAACUUUCGACCUGCCCUCGUUCUCACAAGUGGACAAGAGUGUUCUGGCAGCACUUCCGCGAGAUAUACGAGAAGAGUUGGAGAAUGAGUAUAAACGGCGCUCGGCGUCUCCUUUUACGUCUGCUGUACCAGGAGCUGCGCCAGCACGAGGACCGCCGAUGGGGCCACCUCCAGUUCCAGCCAACAGACGAUCCACUACACCAAACAUCUUUCCUGCGAAGCCUGCUGGACGAAUGUCAAAUAUCCAGCGUAUCGCACAGCAGCUUCAGCCUCGCAGCCGUUCCGGUCUGUCGCCCAGCAAGAGCUCCCUAUACGCGUGGGCCCGCAAACCCGAGAAACCAAAGCACGUCAAGAUCAGCCUUUCCAAGCUCCGCGAGCUGAAACUCGAUCCCGAAGUCUUCUUCGCUCUCCCAAUCAAGGUUCAGAGGGAACAGCUCACGCGGGCCCGCAUCCUUCAGCAGAAGGGAUACAUCCCUGAGCCGCCGAAGGAGCGCAAGAUUCUCAAGCCGAAGAAGUUCGUCCUCCCGCCCGAUUUUGUGCCGUACAUCGCGCCGAAACCCAAGGCCCGCCACCCGCCACCGCCGUUCCUCCGCCAGCAGGGAAAGACCAAGGGCGAGAAGCUGUACUUCACCGAGACGGACGAUGUUCAGCGUGUAGUCGAGUCAUGGGUGGAUGUGUACCACCGGUGGGCACCGAGAGACAAGGAUGUGGAGUUCUUGCAGAAGUAUAUCGUCCAGUGCGUUGAUCGGGCAAGGGCGACGGACGUAGGUGUGGAGAGGGCGAUCGCAGUGAUGCAAUGGUGGAGGAUACUGCUAAGGAGGUUGUUCCCUGCGUCUGAGGUUCUCGAUGAGGACGAUCCGGAGGAUAUGGCCCUCAGUCAGAGAAAUUUACUCGGCGAGGCGUGGUGGGCAGCUUUCUAUCAGGUGAAGGAGGAGAUGGAUGUCAUCUCGAGGAAGAGGUUUGGGGGCGUCUUGUCAUUGAAUUGA